ACACACUCCCUUCUCACAGGUCUGUGUAACCUCCUUCUGAAGCAACGCAACACAACAGACACCAGGACCUCUUGUGGCAGGGAGUUCCAUACAAUGCCAGUGAGGAGGUUGGCGAGUCCCUGGCCUCUCUCAUCCCACUCGGAGGCUGGGCUAUGCCCAGGCUCCUGAAGACUUGAGUGCCCCCCAUUUCCUGCUACUUCUGUGCAGGCCCCUCAAGGGUGCAUGCGGUGGUUGUACUUGCACAGGUGUCACAAGAAAGGCUUCCAGCAUGGGGUUGGCGCAUGCCUGGUGCUUGCAGGAAGCAAGUCCAAAACAGAGGGACGGAGCCACGUGGGGCACUGGUCAAGGCCCCACGAGGAGCCAGAGGGUGAGCCUGCUGCCUCUGCCUGCAGCUCCCAAGGGCCACCCAGCAUUCUGCCCCCCCCCCCCGCUCCCAGCAGUCGUGGCCCUUUUGCACUGAAGGGAACAAGGAGGCUUUGCAACUGACAGCACAUUUUCUCCUCCCCCCCACACAUUUGGAGGCAUUCCCAGCCCGCCAAUGCCCAGCGGCUGUGGCGUCCUCAGAGCCAAGGGUGGCACCUACUCUGGAGCAGUUGGGGAACAAAGGAGCAUUCUCGAGAUGCCCGAAUGUGACUCCUUCUGCUGAAAGAAAGUUGGCAGCGCUUUCCCUGAGGGGCAGGCAGGGCUCCGCGUGGCAAAACCAGUUCUUAGCGCUCAGCGCCAACCCAGGAAGCUGGAGAUGAUCUAUUCCAAGCUUCGCCCCACGGGAUACAUUUGCAGGUGGAGGAUGGAGGAAAGGCAGCCCUCUCGCAGAAGAUGCGCUCAGGCGACGAGCUGGUGAACAUCAAUGGCACCCCGCUCUACGGCUCUCGGCAGGAAGCGCUCAUCCUGAUCAAGGGCUCCUACCGCACACUCAAGAUGAUCAUUCGGAGGAGGAACGUGCCCAUCAUCAGGCCCCACUCAUGGCAUCUGGCCAAGCUCUCCGAGGUCCAGACUGAGGCCGCCACCAUGACCUUUCCUGCUGACCCCCUCAGCCUCUUCUGGCAUUUGGGCUGUGAGACGAGUGACCUGCCUUUGCCGUGGAACCCUCUUUCUCCCCACUACACCACAGAAAAGAACAGCUCCCUCGGGAGCAUGGAGAGUCUGGACCCGCCCAGCCAGGCCUACUACGAGGGCAGCCCGUCUCCCAUCGACCAGGCCAUGUGCCAGAGCAAGCGGGACUCUGCCUACAGCUCCUUCUCAGCCAGCUCCAACGCCUCCGACUCCGUGCUGCGACCUGAGGAGGGCAGCUCCACGGACGGUGCCCAGCCCGCCCAGCUGCCAGAGCCUCGCUACCUGCAAACGGGCGGUGAGCCGGUGGGCCUGCCCUGCCCGGCUCCCGGUGCCAGGCUACCCUCCAGCGUUCAGCCGAGCUCCCUUCCCAGCCCUGCCAAAGUGGCUGCCGCCCCUCCCCAGCCGCCCUUGAGACAGGACAGCCUGCGUGCAUGUAACUCCCCGCCAGAAGCCCCAGGAUCCCCGCCCCGCACAGGUUUUUUGUGUUGUGAGGGCCAGUGGAGCUCGGACGCCUCCCUCUGCACACCUGGCAGAGACCGCCAUGGGCCGGGGGGGCAGCUGCCCACCACGGGCCCCCUGAAGGACUCUCUAUUCACUGAUCAGUACUACCUGCUGAGCUCGCACACAGAGCAGCCCUCCGUGAUGGAGAAGGGCCCACGAAGCCCCCGCGCCCCUUUGGCUGAGGAGAACACCAGACGGCCCUUAGGAGACCCCCCUAAAGGGAAGGAGCAUGAGACAGAGCCGGACAGCCACGAAGGCUCCCCGUCUCCCUGGAAGGCUGCCUGGGCCGGGCCCUUUGGCCAUCGCCACAGCAUCCCAGAACACUUGCUGGUUGCCCAGUUGCAGGCUCUGGAUGUCUCCCGUGGCCAGGAGGGUCCUCACUGGACAGUGUCCCCACUGCACAAGGAGCAAAAGUACCUGCGGGCUCCAGAGCCAUGGUUGAAUCCGGGCCACUGCGGCCAGAACACCUGUGGACAAGCGGAAGAGCUGGGUCCUCUUCCAACCUCUGGGGAGGGGUCGCCGUCUCCACCACGGGGCGCAUGCACAGCGCUAGAGAGUCCCCAGAGCACCCUUGCUGACCUGGCAGGUUCCCUGCCACCGCCGCCAUUUGGAAAUGCCAGCACUGCCCCAUCAGACCUCCAGGCAGCCCCCUGCACAGAUACUUUGCCAGAUGCUGAAAGGAGCCCACCAGCUGCCCGGAAGGCAGGCUCAGCCCAGCAUCGUUCUGCACAAACCCGCCGACGCAGUGACCGCUUUGCCACCAACUUGCGGAACGAGAUCCAGUGGCGCAAAGCCCAGCUCCAGAAGGCAAAAGGUGCUGGGGUGCUGGGGUGCGAGGAGGAGCCUGCUCAAGAGACAGAAGAGCCCCAUGCCCACACCGCGGCUUCUGCCCCACCCCCUCCCUUAGGGGAGGGCAAGCCCCAUGGCUCCUCUGGGCUGCCGGCUGUGCCCCCCAAGCGCUGGGGCUCUGACCUGAGUGUGUUUGGUGGGGAUAGCGUGCCAGGCAGCCCCCAAAGGCCACCUGGGGACCCAGUGCCUAAGGAGAAGGCCGCUCGGCCAGAGAAACCUCUGCCACCGGCCCGUGGAGGCCGAGGAGGCCGCUGGCGGUGGUCCCCGGAGCACAAGCUUCAGCCUCAGGAGUCAGAGCCGGGACCUUCCUUGCAGCCACCCCCAGAGGAACCUGGUCUUCUACCUUUCGCCGACCGGCGGAAGUUCUUUGAGGAGACAAGCCGGCCACCGUCCUCCGGGCCCUCGGGCUCCCAUCAGGACAGGCUCCGGGGCGCACAGCCCCCCGAGGCAGAGAAGCCAGGAAGCACCAAGCAUGGGGACUUCCGGCGCCACUCCCUCGACCAGUCCUACCGGUGCCUGGCAUCGCCCCCCAUCUACCAGGACUUCCAGCCAGAGGUGCUGGGGUUGUGCCAGCCCCUGGCUCGACACGGUCCAGAGGGCGACUGUUGGAGGCCUCUUCCUUGCUCUUGUGCCAUCCGAGAGGCCUGUGCCUACAGCUUGCGGGAUGAGUGUGCCAUGCUGCAUGCGAGGAACAUGCCGGUGCCGUCCAGCCACUGUGCCCACCAUUGUCACCCCUGUCCCUGGAGCUGCUGCAGUGACUGCUGUUGCCCAGCUCAGCAGAAGCUGCUGGAGGACGGAGGCCCCUGGCAAGCAAGGAAGCCUUUUCAGAUGGAAUUCCCAGCGGGAGAGUGGGAGCCCCCAGCCGCGAACCGAGCAAGCAGCCAGUCUGUGAGUCAGCUCUUGCAGCACAAGGUGGCCUUUGCAAGGGUCAGCCCAUUCUGGACCUGCUUUGAGCGCGCUGAACCGGCCUGGCCCCCUUUCUGCCGGGCUGCGUCCACGCGUGACCUCUCCUGGGACUGCGAGCGGCCAAGACGGGCUGUGGAGAAGGUGGGCUCGGAGGCAGGCCCCGGCGAGCCGCGCAAACCCCCCUUGCGUGAAAGGGCCUAUUCGGAGAGCCGCCUCUGUGUUGAGCCAGCCGGUGUGUCUGCAAGGGAGUGGCGAGAAGCCCCAUCGGCCAAGUUGGAGGAGACGGGACUGAAGUCACCACCAUGCCAAGCCAGAAGAAGGGCUCCGCCACCUCCACGGCCCCCUCCGCCCAACUGGGAGAAGUACCGCCUGUCCCGGGCUUCACACCAACAGCUUCUCCCUGCCCACGCUGACCUGCCUGCGCACUCGAAUGACUCCUGGGGCACCGGCCAGACCGGCCUUGAAGCAGCCAGGCAGCGUUCUCAGAGCCUGCCUGUGGAGCGGCUGUGGAACAACAGGCUGCAGCUGCAGUGCCCGCCACUACCUUGUGCGGCACCUGGUGGCGCCCCUUCCCUCCCUGAACAAGACAACCCCCUCUACUACUGCCAUGGUUCACCACACCGGAGCCUGGAGUGGCUGAUGCCCGAGACGAGUGACCGGAGUGGCUCUUCCAGGGCAGCCGGUGCCUUGGAGGAGGAAGCCACCAACCGGCCACCCCGGGAUGAGGAGCAGGAGAGGCUGGUUGGCAGCCCCUCAGAGCAGCCCCCCAGCCUGCACCCCCAGCAGCGUGCGCCUGUAUCCAAGGACGCUGCGGGAGAGAGUCGCUGCACCGGCCAGGAAGCAGGGCCACCCCCCCUGCGCCUGAAUUCGGAGGAGCUGAUGAGAGACGUGGCGGGCAGGGACCGGUCCCUGGCUGGAGUGCUGAGCUCUGGUUUGGGGUUCAGAUCAGCUGCCGAGGUGAUGGGUGACCUCUUUGCUGCAAGCGAUUGCCCCCCAUGGAAAGGGCAGGACAGGUCUCCACUGGGGAGUGGCCCCAGUUGCCCCAAAAGGCAGCAGGUGCCGCUGGAGACCCCGACCCUCGGAGGAGCCGCCAGCCCCACCUCCCGCUUGACGUACUACAACCUGUCGGCAGGCAAGGCCGAGCUGCUGAAUAAGAUGAAGGACCGUGCUGAGCUGGCUGUGGCCCAUUCAGAAGAGGAGGAGCUGGACCAUGACCUGGCUCAGAAGAAGGUGCAGCUGAUUGAGAGCAUUGGACGGAAGCUCAUGGUGUUGCAGGAGGCCCAGCAGGGUCUGCAGGACGACCUGAGUGCCAACACAGCCCUCGGCAGAGAGGUGGAGAACUACAUCAAGGGGGCUUGCAAGCCCCACGAACUUGAGAAGUUCCGCCUCGUCAUAGGCGACCUGGACAAGGUGGUCAACCUGCUGCUCUCGUUGUCGGGGCGGCUGGCCCGAGUAGAGAAUGCCCUGAGUGGCCUGGAUGCACAGGAGGAGGAGGAGGAGGAGGAGGAAGAGAAGAUGGCUCUCCUGGAAAAGAAGCGGCUGCUGAUGGCGCAAUUGGAGGAUGCCAAGGAGCUGCAGGAACAUGUGGCGCAGCGGGAGAAGCUCGUCUUCGCCAGCGUCUCACGCUGCUUGCCCGCCGAGCAGCUACAGGACUACCAGCACUUUGUGCGCAUGAAGUCCGCCUUGGCGAUCCAGCAGCGGCAGUUGGAUGAUAAGAUCAAGCUGGGUGAGGAGCAGCUGCGUUGCCUCCGGGAGAGCCUGCCCCGGAGGCCCAGAGAGCACUAGAAGAGCCCCAGGACCCCACCGGUUGGGGGGCUGACUGCAACCUGCAGGAGCUCUGGUGCCUUCCUGUCCUCCAGAAAGCGAUGAUGCCUUCUGCUGAAGAGGGCUGUGCCAAAUAGCCAUGCCUGUUCCUCUCCUCCGUGGCCAGGGAAGAAGGGGUCACCCAAAAAGAUGCACCCCCUGCACUUGGGAUCAGUUGUCACCGCUGCUGCUCAAGAAAAGGUGGCUGUGGGAAUCCUGGAGUCACACUGGAAUGAAGAGGCUGUGGGGGUCCUCACAGCCCCCCCAAGACUACCUGGCUGGCUAGAUGAGGUGACCCCGCUGUCUCCAUUCCUUCCAGGGGGCCAUGUGGCCUUGGGUGGACAACAGAGGCUCCCUCUGGCAGUAAUUGGGGGUUGACGUUCCUAGCCCGCAACGCUCACCUGACAUGCCUACAACCCUGGAAGGUGCUUCUUCUACUGGUCCACGUUAUUUAUUUUCUUCUCUCGCUGUGUUAGGGUUUGUCUCCAAGUUAAAGCAGGAUUCCGGUCGGGCGAGGGCCAGGUGGCUGGACCGGCUGGUCAGGAGCGUGGCUCAUGGUCUUUCAGAGCCCACAUCCACAGCAGCACUUGGCACGUGAGCGUCACAAAGGGAGACCUCGCCUUGGUCCGAGGCUUCGCGGCGUCCCACCGCCCUUUGUCCCCAGCUAAGCACUUACGGCUGCUGCUUCAGCCUUCCCAUGGAGGGGACCAUCAGCGUGAGACCUUUCACAUGUCUUGCCUUGCCUCUCCCGUGCGGUCACUCAGAGGCUGAGCUCCAGGCCUAAGUGGGCUCAGGUGGCGCCUGUCCAGCUGCAAAAUCCUUGCCAGUGAGAUAGCGCAGCACCAGGGCCACGUGAGGAUCAGUGUGGAGAACCUGGGAAGCGUCGCCAGAGCAGCCUUGGAAAAGCCUUGCUUUGCACUGGGGUGCGGUCAGACUCCCUGAGCCAGAGAUCAUGGCAUGGCAGCAGGAAUACACAUGAGCUUGUCUUUUCUUGUGAGCUACGUACAUGUCCUGCCGGCUGCCUUAAUUUAUCCAGCGGGCAACCCAGCCCCAAUUACUGGCUCUGUCCCUCGGCUUUGGGCAGGCAGCCGCACCAUGGGAGGGGGUCUCCCUUCCCAUUCUCCUGCCCUGGCCUGAAACUGAAUUCCCUGGCAAGAACAGUUGUGGGGCGGGGGAGCUGGGGCUGGAUACGCAGGGCUUCUCUUCCUAUCUCCCCUGUGUCCAUGGCCAGAGGAAUGUGUUGGGAUCCUGCCACGGCUAUUCUGCCCCCAACAUCCUCUUCCUCUCCAUUGUCCUUGGCCCAGUGCAGGAAGCCAGGUCUGCUUGGCUUAACCCCUUCAGUGCCGGGCUGCCUUGAACUCCUGGCCACACGUUCUCCCCUUGAGGAAGAGCUGCCUUAGUGCUCUGGGCCUCGAAAGGAGUUAAAAUCUCACUGCCUGGGCUCCCAGUAAGCAGGGGAGGAGGACCCUGCACUCCCAAGCAUCCUUGCCUCUUUGCCCCCUCCUCAGCCUUCAAGGAAGGAGACCCAGUUUUUCCAGACCAGCUUCUCAACCUGGUGCUCUGAAGACCUGGGACCGUAGCUCCCCUAACAUUAACCAGGAGGCCAACAUGUGGCCAGGGUAAGCCCUCGUGGCCCAGGCCACGUGGGCCUUGAAUGCUUCCCGACUUGGGCUCCUGAGUGGGGAUUCAGGUUCCUUCCUCCGAAGGGCCAAGCCGGCUUUUAUUCCUUUGGAGAAAGCUGGGCUUCGGGUGACUUGCAUGCCUGCCGGUCGGCAUCCUUCUGGAAGAGCUCUCGGGCAUGUGACAGCCCAUUGCCGCCGGCGUGCUGUUUGGUGGUUGCCCUUGGUUUCCUGCAGCCAGGCUGCUUCAGCCUCUGCGGGGCUUGGAACCUCCCCGGAGAGUGGGUGUGAGUCUGGCUGUGCUUUUUCAAAAGCCAGGGCUGGGGGGCCGUGGACGAAGUUGCAGGUGAGCCUCUUUCUGCUUUUCCCAGGCGAAUCUUGGAAAUCAGCCCUUCGUCUUCUCCAACCUGCCCCCCCCCGCCCCCCA
This is a messenger RNA of Python bivittatus (Burmese python), 7158 nucleotides long. NCBI's taxonomy places the organism in Eukaryota, Metazoa, Chordata, Lepidosauria, Squamata, Pythonidae. The record is from RefSeq and is a predicted model, not a curated record.